Molecule: messenger RNA, 1205 nt
Organism: Myxocyprinus asiaticus (Chinese sucker)
Lineage: Eukaryota; Metazoa; Chordata; Actinopteri; Cypriniformes; Catostomidae
Product: placenta-specific gene 8 protein-like
Exons: 5
Coding region: 145-462 (105 amino acids)
Biological process (GO): positive regulation of transcription by RNA polymerase II
Source: RefSeq, a predicted model, not a curated record
AAUUUUGUGUUUGUUUCAGUGUAGAGUAUAGAGGAGUAUCCUGGCUCAACUGCAAGAAUUCAGUGCAUAAAGGAGUAUCCUGACUCAACUGCAAGGCUUAAGCAUACAUUUUCUGGACACACAUUCCUUUACCUGUCCUGGAUCAUGGAGGUGAUGACAUCACAACCUCAAACAUUUGCACCCAAAGACUUUCAGACGGACUUAAUGAGCUGUUGUGAUGACGUGAGUGUGUGUUGUUGUGGCAUCUUCUGCCUCCCCUGUUUGGGCUGUUCCAUUGCUAAGGACAUGAAUGAGUGCUCUGCAUGUGGUUUAGGCAUGCCAAUCAGAAGUGUAUACCGUACUAAAUACAACAUCCCGGGUUCCAUGUGUAAUGACUUUAUUGUCACUUACUUCUGCUCGUGUUGUGCAACCUGUCAGUUGAAGAGAGACAUUGACAUUAGGAAGCGAAAUGGAGAAUUCUGAAGAUGACUUUCAGAUCAAUUGAAUACAGGGGAAACCGUUUGAAAUCUGGACACAUCUAUCUAUUGUCCUUAUUGCUCUUUGGAACUGAAAAUAACUGAGAUGUUAUUUGCAAUUAUGGACUAAUAAAACUUUAUGACUUAAUACAAAUGCAGAUAUAUGUUUAAUGAUUCAAUUUGGACCAUAGACAAUGUAAAAAUGAUCAAACUCUGCAGUUUGAGGCUGGAUGGUUCAUAUCAAUCAAAAUGGGAAAUGUUCAUCAACACUUAAUUCUUUUUAUCAUAUAAUGCAACUAAAAAGAUUAUAGCCAGCAUUAUUCUGAUUAUGUGACGUUGUUAUAUUGUGAAAUUCAUAGUGUGGCCUGUUGGUUGUGGUGUGAAAUGUGUGUGUGCCUAUAUGUGAACAGUCAGAGCUUUAGAAAGACCAAAAAAAAAAAUUCCUAAAUAGCAGAUUUUCCCAACUUUUAUAAGUGAUUUACUUUAAGUAUGCUACCUCCAUGGAAAGCUUUAACAUUUAACCUUUUCUUUUUACUAACUUUUUACAUCUUCAAAUUUUGUUAUUUGGAAAUAAUUAAAAAAACUUAUUAAAUCCUUUGAUAAGAUCAUGUACAUGCUAUAUUUUGAUAGUAUUAUUAAUAAGAUUAUUAAUUUAAUUUUUAAAUUCUUGUAAUUUACAUUAAAGCAAUUCUACAUUUCAUUUCAUUUAAGCAUUAAGUUAUACAUUAUUUAAAGUAAAGUGUUCUUGUA